GCAGGGGGCUCCUGUGACUGGUGCCUGCAGUGCUCUUCUGGGGGUCGGGAUCUGGGCAGCUGGCUCUCUGUCCGCUCUCAAGGCUACAGCCUAUCUUGCUCUGGCCGGGUCGCCUUGCGUUCACUGCCUUGUCCAGAUGAGCCUGGGGCGAGUUCCCUAACUUUGGGGCCGGCCUGGGUUGUAGAGGAGCGGGCGCCCCUCUGCAGCUGCGCCCCAGCCCCUGGUGUGGAGACUCCAGCGAGGGCUGCAGCUUCCCGGAGAGCUCUGCAGACGGCCCCUGCCCCACCCUCACUCCGCACUGCCCCCGGCGCCCGCAUCCCUGUCCCCUCCCCGGCCUCCCAGCUCAGGGCCGGCUCUUGUCUCUCUGCAGACUGGCUGUUCGUGGUCGUGGUCUGCCUGGCUGCCUUCCUCGUCUUCCUCCUGCUGGGCAUCUGCUGGUGUCAGUGCUGCCCCCACACCUGCUGCUGUUACGUCAGGUGCCCCUGCUGCCCCGAAAAGUGCUGCUGCCCAGAGGCCCUGUAUACUGCAGGCAAAGCUGCCACCUCAGGCGUCCCAAGCAUCUACGCCCCCAGCACCUAUGCCCACCUCUCCCCUGCCAAGACCCCGCUGCCCCCAGCCAUGAUUCCCAUGGGCCCUCUGUACAACGGGUACUCUGGAGACUUCGACAGGAAUAGCUCAGUUGGUGGCCACAGCUCCCAGGUACCCCUGCUUCGUGACACAGACAGCAGCGUGACCUCUGAAAUCCGUAGUGGCUAUAGGAUUCAGGCCAACCAGCAGGACGACUCCAUGCGGGUUCUGUACUACAUGGAGAAGGAGCUGGCCAACUUUGACUCUUCUCGACCUGGUCCCCCAAAUGGCCGUGUAGAGCGAGCCAUGAGUGAAGUCACCUCCCUCCAUGAGGACGACUGGAGAUCCCGGCCUUCCCGGGGCCCUGCCCUCACCCCGAUCCGGGAUGAGGAAUGGGGUCACCACUCCCCCCGGAGUUCGAGGAGGUGGGAACAAGAGCCCCCCCUGGACCGGCCAGGGAGUGGCUGGGGGGCCGGGCGGCCCCGAGCCCGUUCUGUGGACGCUCUAGAUGACCUCGCCCGGCCCGGCUCCACUGAAUCAGGGAGGUCUCCCCCAAGUAGUGGGAGGAGAGGCCGGGCCCGUGCACCCCCCCGAAGCCGCAGCCGUGAUGACCUCUACGACCAAGACCAAGACGACUCAAGGCACUUCCCACACUCCCGGGAUCCCUACUAUGAUGACUUCAGGUCUAGAGGCCGCCCUCAUGCUGACCCUAGGGCCCGCUACCACCCCUCCCGGGACCCUCCAGAUGAUGGCUCCAGGUCUGGGGACCCCCAAUAUGAUGGGCAGCUACUAGAAGAGGCCUUGAGGAAAAAGGGGCCAGCGGAGAGGAGGAGACCUUACAGGGAGGAAGAAGAGGAAGCCUACUACCCUCCAGCGCCUCCCCCUUACUCUGAGACGGACUCCCAGGCCUCACGGGAGCGGAGGCUUAAGAAGAACUUGGGCCUGAGUCGGGAAAGUUUAGUCGUUUGAUCUCAACGUUUUGUAUGUAACUUUUGUACUUUUUUUUAAAUUUGAGGAAUUAUCGAUGAUCUUCUCCUAAGACUAAUAAAACUUAUGAUCACAAG
Physeter macrocephalus (sperm whale) is the source of this 1631-nucleotide messenger RNA. RefSeq names its product lipolysis-stimulated lipoprotein receptor. The transcript has 6 exons. The record is from RefSeq and is a predicted model, not a curated record. The annotation marks the transcript as partial. Lineage: Eukaryota; Metazoa; Chordata; Mammalia; Artiodactyla; Physeteridae. Gene Ontology annotation, biological process: tricellular tight junction assembly; establishment of blood-brain barrier. Gene Ontology annotation, cellular component: tricellular tight junction; plasma membrane.